This is a messenger RNA of Bubalus bubalis (water buffalo), 2073 nucleotides long. It is a transcript of the gene CWF19L1, whose product is annotated as CWF19 like cell cycle control factor 1. The record is from RefSeq and is a predicted model, not a curated record. The transcript has 15 exons. Gene Ontology annotation, cellular component: post-mRNA release spliceosomal complex. Gene Ontology annotation, biological process: mRNA splicing, via spliceosome. Gene Ontology annotation, molecular function: RNA lariat debranching enzyme activator activity. The coding region runs from base 127 to 1785 and encodes 552 amino acids. NCBI's taxonomy places the organism in Eukaryota, Metazoa, Chordata, Mammalia, Artiodactyla, Bovidae.
AGGUUACUGAGUUUUCAUUGGUUGGGCGCGUUGUCGUCUUAGCUCAGUGAGGCCGAGAUUUCCGGAGGCGCGUGGGUUCGCAGUUCCAGUUUUGCUUGGUGGGUCCAACCCAGGUUGUUAACGCAGAUGGCUCAGAAACCGCUGCGCCUCUUGGCAUGUGGAGAUGUCGAAGGAAAGUUUGAUGCUUUAUUCAAUAGAGUUCGAGCGAUUCAGAAGAAAAGUGGAAACUUUGAUCUGCUGUUGUGUGUAGGAAAUUUCUUUGGCUCUACUCCAGAUGCUGAAUGGGAAGAAUAUAAAACUGGUGUCAAGAAAGCUCCUAUUCAGACAUAUGUGCUGGGUGCCAAUAACCAGGAAACAGUGAAAUAUUUCCAAGAUGUUGAUGGGUGUGAAUUAGCUGAAAACAUUACUUAUCUGGGUCGUAAAGGUGUCUUCACUGGAAGUUCAGGACUACAGAUUGUGUACCUCAGUGGGACAGAGUCCUUAAAUGAGCCUGUCCCAGGUUACAGUUUCAGUCCCAAGGAUGUGUCUUCCCUAAGGACAAUGCUGCGUUCAACACCCCAGUUUAAGGGUGUUGAUAUCUUGCUCACAUCCCCGUGGCCCAAGUAUGUGGGGAACUUUGGGAAUUCUUCUGGAGAAGUGGAUACCAAAAAAUGUGGCUCUGCUUUGAUCUCCAGUCUUGCCACAGGCUUGAAACCAAGAUAUCAUUUUGCUUCUUUGGAAAAGACCUAUUAUGAGAGGCUUCCAUAUCGAUUCGUGAUCUCAUUUUUUCCUAACGGCAGCCCUGGGAAAAAUCACAUUGUUCUACAGGAAAAUGCACAGCAUGCCACCAGGUUUAUAGCUCUGGCAAAUGUUGGAAAUCCAGAAAAGAAAAAGUAUCUUUAUGCAUUCAGUAUUGUUCCUAUGAAACUAAUGGAUGCAGCAGAACUGGUAAAACAGCCACCAGAUGUCACUGAAAACCCGUACAGAAAAUCUGGGAAGGAAGCAUCCACAGGAAAGCAAACUCCUGCCCCUGAGGAAGAAUCAGCCUGCCAGUUUUUCUUUGAUUUAAAUGAAAAGCAGGGAAGGAAGCGUUCAUCUACAGGCAGAGACAGCAAGUCUUCUCCUCACCCAAAGCAGCCUCGCAAACCUCCUCAGCCUCCAGGACCCUGCUGGUUUUGCCUUGCCAGCCCUGAAGUGGAAAAGCAUUUGGUGGUCAACAUUGGCACACAUUGCUACCUUGCCCUGGCCAAAGGAGGCUUAUCUGAUGACCAUGUCCUCAUUCUGCCCAUUGGACACUACCAGUCAGUGGUGGAGCUUUCAGCAGAGGUGGUAGAAGAGGUGGAGAAGUACAAGGCUACAUUGAGGAGGUUCUUUAGGAGUCGAGGCAAACGCUGUGUUCUAUUUGAGAGGAAUUAUAAAAGCCAUCACCUGCAGCUACAGGUUAUUCCUGUGCCGCUCAGCAGCUGUGCUACUGAUGACAUUAAAGACGCCUUCAUCACUCAGGCACAGGAGCAGCAGAUAGAGCUCCUGGAAAUCCCAGAGCACUCAGACAUCAAGCAGAUUGCACAGCCAGGAGCAGCAUAUUUUUAUGUUGAACUUGACACAGGAGAGAAACUUUUCCACAGAAUUAAAAAGAAUUUUCCUUUGCAGUUUGGAAGGGAGGUCCUGGCUAGUGAAGCUAUCCUUAAUAUUCCUGACAAGUCUGACUGGAGGAAGUGUCAGAUGAGUAAGGAAGAGGAGGAGACUCUAGCUCGCCGCUUCCGGAAAGACUUUGAGCCCUUUGACUUCACCGUGGAUGAUGACUGAGUAAAGGGAAAAAGCACUUGAUGAACUUCACAGGGUAUAAUAGCAGCCUGCUUUUUAGGAAACAACAGUCUCCCAUGGGGACUGUUUCCCUGCCUCUUUUUGUGUAUUCCCAUGGAACCUGCCUGUAGCAAGAGGCCUAAGAUUGAAUAUUUUUUUGGAAAAGUCAUAUUUUAGGAUGAAGAUCUUACGUUAAAAGCAUAUCUGUCAUCCAGUUCCAAGUAGAGCUUAUGUUUGUCAACAUUUUCAAAAAUAUUUAAACUUAUAAAAUCCAAAUGCUUUUUCAUGGUU